This is a messenger RNA of Camelina sativa (false flax), 3399 nucleotides long. The record is from RefSeq and is a predicted model, not a curated record. Lineage: Eukaryota; Viridiplantae; Streptophyta; Magnoliopsida; Brassicales; Brassicaceae.
AUGACAGUGGCUAACUCUUUGAUGAAGAGAAUAUUAAUCGACAAUGGAAGCUCAACAAACAUCCUUUAUAUGCAAGCAUACAAAGAGUUGGGUCUUGAUGAAGGAGGAUUGACACGAAAAUCUAUCCCUUUAGUAGGGUUCAGCGGUGAGGUCAAACAGAGUAUUGGUGAAGUGACACUUCCGGUAUAUGCUGAGGGAGUUAACAAACACACAAAAUUUUUGGUAGUGGAUUGUGCUUCGGCGUACAAUGCUAUCAUGGGACGCCCUUGGAUUCGCGACAUGGGUGCUCAAUUACAGAAGCCACCGCUGGUACCUCAUGGCGAAGAACCAGAGGUGGAACAACUAGAUGAGGUGUCGUUACUCGAAGGUCAUCCCGACAAACGGGUAAAUGUGGGUUCGAAACUCCCAACCGAUAUACGGAAGAGGCUUGUCGAUUUCCUUAGAUCAAACGCUGACUGUUUUGCUUGGACUCACGCGGACAUGCCUGGAAUUGAUCCAGAUGUCAUAAUGCAUCAACUUGAAGUAGAUCCAGAUCAUCAACCAGUCAGGCAAAAACGAAGGAAGUUUGCACCUGAACGCGACUCGAUAAUUAACAAAGAGGUCCAAAAUCUCUUGGAUGCUGGGUUCAUACGUGAAGUGAAGUAUCCGGAUUGGCUAGCCAAUGUGGUGGUCGUUCGAAAGAAAAACGGGAAGUGGCGGGUCUGUAUAGAUUUCACCGAUCUAAACAAGGCAUGUCCUAAAGACCCAUUCCCGUUACCUCACAUCGACAAGCUCGUAGACGCUACCGCUGGACACCAACUGAUGAGCUUCAUGGAUGCCUUUAGCGGCUACAAUCAGAUUCUAAUGCCUCCAGACGACCAAGAGAAGACGACAUUCAUGACUACACGAGGCAUAUACUGCUACAAAGUGAUGCCGUUCGGUUUAAAGAACGCUGGCUCCACUUACCAAAGACUAGUGAACAUGAUGUUUGCUAGCCAAAUCGGUCAAACUAUGGAGGUUUAUAUCGACGAUAUGCUGGUAAAGUCGUUGGUGGCAGAGGACCACAUAGUACAUCUACAUCAAGCCUUCACUACACUGCGCAAAUACAACAUGAAGCUAAACCCUUCAAAGUGUUCGUUUGGUGUUAGUUCAGGCAAGUUCCUUGGGUACAUUGUCACGUUCCGAGGAAUAGAAGCUAAUCCAGACCAAAUCAGAGCAAUCCAGGGCAUUACUCCUCCAAGAAACGUGAAAGACGUGCAGAAGCUCACUGGAAGGAUGGCUGCUCUCAGCAGAUUUAUCUCGAGACUUUCUGAUAGAUCUCACCCGUUCUUUGCUGCCUUAAGAAAGCCGAAGCCAAAAGACUUUAUAUGGGACGACAAGUGUGAGGAAGCACUAAAGCAUUUGAAGGAGUACCUCACGACACCUCCAGUUUUGUCAAAGGCCAAAGAUGGAGAAGUGUUGUUACUGUAUCUUGCUGUAUCAGAACAUGCCGUCAGUGGAGUCCUCGUACGCGAGGAAGGGAGCAAACAAUAUCCGGUGUACUAUGUGAGCAAGUCUCUCUUAGAAGCCGAAACAAGAUACAGCCACCUGGAAAAACUAGCGCUUGCAUUGAUAACAGCGGCAAGGAAGCUGCGUCCUUACUUCCAAGCCCAUCCUAUCGUGCUAGUAACUUCGUCUCCUAUAAAAGCGGUGCUCCACAAACCAGAGGUGUCAGGGAGAUUGGCUAAGUGGGCAGUCGAACUUGGAGAGUAUGACGUCAUUUAUAGACCGACCACAGCCAUAAAAUCGCAAGCAUUAGCUGAUUUUGUUGCUGAAUUCGCACCAAGCAUGGUCCGAGAAGUGAUAGAAGAGGUAAAAACGCUUCUGGAUGGGACAAGAAACGGGGAAUGGAAGCUCUAUGUCGAUGGUUCUAGCAACAUUAGAGGAACUGGUCUCGGCCUAGUUCUCAUGUCUCCAACAGGCGAUACAGCUUCGAGAGCAGUCAGAUGCAACUUCCGGGCUACUAACAAUGAAGCAGAAUAUGAGGCACUGAUAGCAGGACUAACGUUGGCUCGAGAACUCGGAGCUCAAAACUUAGAAGUGUUUAGCGACUCGCAGUUAGUCGUCAAUCAAACCCAAGGGGAUUACCAAGCCAAGGAUUCUAGUAUGGCUAGAUACUUGAGUGUAGUGAAGGAGCUUAUCAAAGCGUUUGGUAGCUGCAAGAUUAGUCAAAUUCCGAGAGAAGAGAACAAUCAUGCAGAUGCACUCGCUAACCUUGGAUCCGCACUCAAAACUGACACUUCAGUUAAUGUACCCCUACUGAUUCUACAGUGGCCAACGACUAAAAAAGACAUAGAAAAGCAAGAGUCUUGCGUCGUGACGACAAGCGAAACAUCGAGUUGGAUGACGUCAAUACUCAACUAUCUUCGAGACGGCGUGUUGCCACUGGAUCGCGCUGAAUGUAGAAAGAUCAAGCAGCAAGCUGCACGAUAUAUUCUCAAUGGAGGACAAUUAUAUCGUAGAUCAUUCUCUGGACCUUAUUUGAAGUGUAUUACGGCGAGUGAAGCUCAAUUAGUCUUGGCCGAGCUACAUUUAGGAGAAUGUGGAAAUCACUCUGGCGCGCGAAAUCUAGUGCUAAGAGCCAAGAGGGCCGGAUACUACUGGACGACGAUGAACGAGGAUGCUGUACGAUUCGUUCGUCACUGUGACAAAUGUCAAAGGUUUGCAAAUGUCUCAAGACUGCCACCAGAAAAUUUAAAGACAAUCAGUUCUCCAUGGCCAUUCAUGAAGUGGGGCAUGGAUAUAGUCGGAAAAUUACCAACAGCGCCAGCUCAGAAAGUUUUCCUACUGGCUGUGACUGACUACUUUACAAAGUGGGUGGAAGUAGAGGUGUUCAGCCAAGUCAGAGCGCAAGAAAUCAGUAGCUUUAUAUGGAAGAAUGUUAUAUGCAAAUUUGGGGUACCUCAUGAGAUUGUCACUGACAACGGACCCCAAUUUGCAUGUAACAAGUUUAAAGAUUUCUGCGACAAUUGGGGCAUAAAAUUAAGCUUCGCAACACCAAGGCACCUGCAGUCUAAUGGUCAAGCAGAAUCGUCAAACAAAACAAUUGUCAAACUACUAAAGAAACGCCUAGAGAAGUCUAAAGGAAAUUGGGUAGAAGAGCUUCCAGGCGUGUUGUGGGCUUAUCGUACCACUACUAAAUCAUCGACCGGUGAAACACCGUUUUCACUCGUGUAUGGAAUGGAAGCGGUAAUACCCUGUGAAGUAGGCGUAAAAACGGCACGAACCGAACACCCUAACUUGCAGGAGAACGAGAAGCUGAUGUGUCUCGAACUUGAUCUACUAGACGAGAAACGAGAGACAGCGAAAAUAACCAAUUGGUGCUAUCAACAGGAAGUGGCUAGGAGCUACAACAAAAAUGUGCGCACACGAACGUUUUAG